AUGGCAGCAACGAACUCUUCCUUCUGGGAUACAAAAGGAAGUAACCAGCCUGAUUUACUCUGCGGAAGGUCAGCUCACAACACGUUCGUAAAGGGGCAUUUUCCAGUGCUCCUAUGUUCCAUAAUUGUUCUGGGAGGAUUUCUGAAGGCAUGCUUAAAGAAUUCUGAAGUCGUUGUCUUGACAAUUCUUUUUCUGGCAGGAUUUGUGAUAGGACAUCUGGCCUACAAUUUUGUUGAGAUGCACCAAAUUGUCUACCCUCUUCUAAGAACAUCAAGUUUUUCACUUUAUUGUUAUUUUUCACCUUUAAUUAUAUUUACGGCUGCUUUGGAUGUGGACUUUUAUGUACUCAAGAAUGUGCUUUGGCAGGUCUUGUUAACUGGAUUAAUUAGCUUUUUUGUGGCAGUCGUCAUUGUUGGAAAUGUGGUUAUGAAAUUCAAUAACGACUCAUGGGAUUUGCAGUCUUGCCUGCUCUUUAGCAUGACAAUUGCCAUUACGGAUCCUGUUCAUUCUGUGAAUUCGCUGAAAACCAUCGGUAUUUCCAAAAUGUAUACCGAUAUCAUUAGAGGAGAAUCAAUGAUCGUCUGUAGCUUCACAACCAUUCUUUUUGGAUUUUUUCGGAGCAACAUACUUCACCUAUCUGUACUUAGGGAGUACCACAUCCUCGUGGACCUCAUCUUGAAUAUCUCGGGAAGCAUAAUAUGUGGAUAUUGGUGUGCAAGAAUCAUUCAUUUUAUAUUCACUGACCUUUUUGGCAACACACUGACUAAUAUCAUUCUUUACUUUUCGAUGGUGUACAUGAUUUUCUACAUGGUGGAAUUUUUUGGAAUGUCAGGAUUGGUUGCUUUAGUCACCGUGGGACUGAAUUUAGAUUCCUUAAGCUUUAAACCGAGGAUCAAGUUAAUAAUUUCCAAGUUCCUAAUAAUGUUUUCAUCCAUGUUCCAACAUUUAAUAUACGCUUUCUUUGGCAUUGUAAUUGGAUGUGGACAAACCAAAUAUUUUAGAGCGCACACUGUAGUUUUCAUUUUAAUCUUAUUUGCAACAGUGAAUGUUGUCAGAUUGGUUACUAUUGUGUUAGUGAGCCCUAUUCUGAUGUAUUCGACUUACGAAUAUAAUUGGAAAUGGGGAGCUGUGAUAGCAUGGUCUGGAAUUAAAGGCAUUUUUAGCUUACUCUUGGCUCCCGAUGUUUAUAAUCUGGCUGAACAAAAAAUAGAGUCGCCACAAAUGUUUAUAUUGUAUGUCCAAGUGGUUUCAUUAAUGACUAUGGGAAUAAAUUCAUACAUGAUGACUCAUUUUGCCAGGACAUUAGGUUUGUGUGCCAUUUCUCUUUCAAGACAAAUGGCCAUGCUCAAUGCCAUUAAACACAUACAGGAGAUAAUACAGAACACAAUAACUUUAUUUAAAACAGAGAAAAUUUUGACAAAUGUUAAUUGGACCUUAGUAGAAGAAAAAACGAAGAUUAAAUACAGCAUUCCUUUUUACCACAUUUCACAUGAUAGCAACGGGGAGCAGUCCACAACAGAUGAUGCUUUAAUCGAAGAAGCCAGAUUGCAUAUAGCUAUGAUACAAAUGAGUAGCUUUGAAAAACAGUGUAAAGAUGGAAUCCUUGGUGUAGAGGCAGCUCGGAUAUUAAUUGGUGCGACCAAAAGCUAUUGCCCCAUCCAAAGAAAAUUCAUGAGUAUCUAUGAUGUUUUUACUUAUGUAAAAGCUAGAAGUUGGCUUAUGCACUUUAAAGACAUGUUAACUUUCAUGGAAUAUCAUAAAGUUAAGUCAUUUUCUAUUCUACCGUGGAAAAAUAAAUUUCUCGUAUUUGCAUAUCACAUUGUACUUUCAGAAGAAUUUGAAUACACGGGACAUAUUAUAUCAUUCCUGUACAUUUAUCCUAUGAUACUUCAUCUGUGGCCAAUAGCAAGAAAAUUAAAUGUGUUGUCACUGAUGUUAGUAAACUCCUAUUUUGUUACUUUAUGUGUAUUACAGUCAGCAUUGAAGAUAAUAAUUUUGAAAAAGAGUUAUUUUUGCCAACAUUGGAAUACUGUGGAAUUUUUUAUCAUGCUCAUUGGAAUUGUUGAUGUCUUUUGUAUAUAUUUUGUCAAAUUGAGACCGGAAAACUUGGUUCUUAUUCAGAUUACAGUAGUAAUAGGAUAUUUAAGAAUAAUUAGGUUUAUUCCUCUCAUCAAGUUAAUAAUACCGUUACUGAUAAAAACUGUCGAAGUGCAGAUCAAAAAGCGCCUCAGCUUGAUGUACAGUAUUACAAAAGGCUAUAUCAAAAGUCAAGAGGAUACCGCAUUUUUAAUACAACAGAUUUCGAGCCGAGAGUCAAUCUAUCAGAAAUUAUAUAAAAUCUUGGAAAUCAACAAACGAGAUGCUGUCAAAGAACUAGGACUCAUCGAGCAUGAGGGUCGCAAUGUUCUCAUUGCCUUGAAGACCAAGCAGGCAAUCCGGAACGUGAUUGCUAAAGCUCUGAAAAACCUCACCUUCCUUUGGUCAAGAGGCAUUAUUGAGAACCAUGAGGGCAUCGAGAUGAAUAAGGUCCUUCUUGCAAAAAUUAAAGCACUGAAUAACUUUCCAAUGGAAAUCCCACCUCCUACUCCUGACAAAUAUCUUCAUAAUAUUGUUUGGCUGCAAAAUAAAGAUGUUCUCAUUGAGUUCUUCAAGCAAAGAGCUAAACUUGCCUAUUUUGACUAUGGAGAAAUCAUUUGUAAAGAAGGUGAAAUGCCGCAAGGAAUCUACUUAAUUAUUUCAGGAAUGGCAAUUGUGCAUGGUUCAGCUCCUACCUUUGGGAUAGACAGCAACCUUAGGUCUGACAGAGAAUCCAUUACCAAGUUUACAGACUACUGUACUUGUGGGGACAUAAUUGGAGAGUUGAGCUGUCUGCUUAAACGUGAAAAUGAAUAUACUGCCACCUGUGAAACCAUUUUACAGGCCUGCUUUAUCUCCCUGGAGGACUUAUAUGAAGGCUUUGAUGUCUUCUGGCCAUCCCUGGAAUAUAAAAUAUGGCUAAAGCUUGCUCUCAAAACUGCCUACCAGUAUUUUGAAUCAGCUCUCGUUGACGAGGACUUAAAGUUUCAGAAGUGUGUGGCGCUCAAUCUGGCAUACGUGGCGACUUUGUCAAGCUACAAUGAAAUGACUAUCGAUAACACAACUAUGAAAUUCGUUAUUGUUGUGUAUGGCAGUGUAAUUGAUACGAGGACAGAGGUGCCGUAUCUCGCACCUUGCAUCUUACCAAAAACCUGUGAGCAGGUUCAGGGAACUUCAGAUUUAAGCAAGCUGCUGGUUGUCCAAGCUUCUGAGCCUGCCAAAAAUAACAACCACCCCAGAGUCCUGAUUGGAAACCGGAUUUCGUUCUAUAAAGGGACACUGAUGGCUCUAAUAGGAUAGAUUAAAUCAGAUUCAAGACCCAGCCGAUACCACGGUUCAAGUGCUGAAGGAUUAUCUGGCAAGGAGUUUACUUAGAAGUUGCUGGAACAAUUCACUGCUGCAUUUACUUUAUAAGCAAUUGAUGAGGUGCUGCAAAAGGUCUAAUUUUAAGUAGUUGCAGUAUAUUUGAGAUGGUCAAAAAAAUUCUUCAGGAUAGGAUAUCCCAAAACUCAUGGCCUACCAAAUGAAACCCUACAUCCAGCUGAAAGCAACUUAUAACAGAGUACAAGUUAUUCACAGCAUUCUACGGUACUGUCUGAAG
Rhinolophus ferrumequinum (greater horseshoe bat) is the source of this 3676-nucleotide messenger RNA. RefSeq names its product solute carrier family 9 member C2 (putative) (gene SLC9C2). Gene Ontology annotation, biological process: proton transmembrane transport. Gene Ontology annotation, cellular component: membrane. NCBI's taxonomy places the organism in Eukaryota, Metazoa, Chordata, Mammalia, Chiroptera, Rhinolophidae. Bases 1 to 3375 code for a protein of 1124 amino acids. The record is from RefSeq and is a predicted model, not a curated record. Gene Ontology annotation, molecular function: sodium:proton antiporter activity. The transcript is spliced from 26 exons.